Molecule: messenger RNA, 2747 nt
Organism: Eleginops maclovinus (Patagonian blennie)
Lineage: Eukaryota; Metazoa; Chordata; Actinopteri; Perciformes; Eleginopidae
Gene: p2rx7
Product: purinergic receptor P2X, ligand-gated ion channel, 7
Exons: 13
Coding region: 79-1815 (578 amino acids)
Biological process (GO): calcium ion transmembrane transport; response to ATP; cell surface receptor signaling pathway
Cellular component (GO): plasma membrane; nuclear inner membrane
Molecular function (GO): extracellularly ATP-gated monoatomic cation channel activity; ATP binding; purinergic nucleotide receptor activity
Source: RefSeq, a predicted model, not a curated record
AGAGUCAAGCAGUGAGUCGGAGAUUCCUCUCUUCCUCCACUACAGAAAUCACCCUGAAUCCCAAAUAAAGGCAGGAGCAUGCCGUGCUGCGGAGUUCUGUGUCAGUAUGAAACCAACAAACUGGUGCGGAUCCAGAGUGUUCGGCUCGGCUCUCUCAAGUGGAGUCUGAACGGAGCUAUUCUGCUGUUCAUCUGCAUCAUGUUGCUGUGGAACAAGAGUUACCAGCAGUUUGACCUUGUCGUGAGCUCUGUCACAACCAAGGUGAAGGGUGUGGCUCAGACUCAGCUCCCCGGGGUCGGGGAUGUCGUCUGGGAUGUGGUGGACUAUAGCGGGCCCUCCCAGGAAAAAAACUCCUUCUUUGUGGUGACCAAUGUCCUUGUGACAAAGAAUCAGAAGCAGGGGAAAUGCCCAGAGGUUCCCCUUAAAGGCAGAUUGUGUCGCACUGAUAAGGACUGUGAGAAAGGAGGCUGGGAUCAGCAGAGCCAUGGGAUUAAGACAGGCUCAUGUGGGAAGUUUGACGUGUUAAGGAAAACCUGCGAGGUCUCUGCCUGGUGUCCAGUGGAAACAAAGACGAGUCCUCCGAGACCCGCGAUGCUGGCAGCAGCUGAGAACUUCACCGUCCUCAUCAAAAAUAACAUCAGGUUUCCUGCGUUCAACUACAUCCGAAGGAACAUCCUCCCUAACAUGAACGACGCCUACCUGCGGAGCUGCCAGAGAGGAGGCGACUCUUUAUGUCCCAUCUUCAGACUGGGGGACAUGGUUCGAGAGGCCGGGGAGAAGUUCUCUGAAAUAGCCGUAGAGGGGGGCGUUAUUGGCAUCCUGAUCAAAUGGGACUGCAACCUGGACUGGCUCAUGCACCGCUGCCUGCCCAGAUACUCCUUCAGACGGCUGGACGAGAAGGAAAGCAACAGGACUCUGUACCCCGGCCUCAACUUCAGAUAUGCAAAGUACAACACAGUGAACGGAGUGGAAGAGCGGAUGCUGUACAAAGCUUUCGGGAUCAGGUUUGACGUCAUGGUGUUCGGACAAGCGGGAAAGUUCAGCUUCAUCCAGCUCAUCAUCUACAUCGGAUCGACGCUGUCGUACUACGCUCUGACGACUUUGAUGAUUGACUGGCUGAUUGGAACCAGAUGUUACUCUGCAGAUGUCGGACAAAACUAUUCCGAGAAGAAAGUGGAAUCAGUGCAGGACAAACAGAAGUGCAUUCUCUGCGUGUCUUACGUCGAUGAAAACAACAUCCGACUGGUGAAGAGCUCACAGAAGAGGAGUUUACAAGACAUCACACCGAUUUCUGUUCAGUCACACAAGGAGGACGCAGGACACCUCAGAGCCGUUCUCUGUCUGAUUCAGCCGGGUGUCAGCAUGGAUCAGAACGCUCAGCCUCCCUUUGGCCAUAAACCCGAGCCAACAACCAAAUCCCGUCGCCCCACCUGGUGUAAGUGUGCCCACUGCAUCCCCUCCUCUCUCCCUCAGGAGGAGCUGUGCUGCAGACGGAGCGACGGCGCCUGCAUCACCUCGUCUCCUCUGUUCGAGCAGCUUGUGUUGAGUCGCUCCCUGCUGGAGGCCGUCCUCCUGUACCGGGACCCUUUGUCUGCACCGGCUGGUCCAAGCUGCACCGCUGCCCUGCGUCAUUGCGCCUACAGUCAGUACAUCAGCUGGAGGUUCGGGAUCCCACCUACCGACAGCCAACCUGCCAUCCCCAGCUGCUGCAUGUGCAGAGUCCGGGGCGAGUACCCGAGUCCAGACGGAAAAUACAGUGGCUUCAGACCUGUCAGGAUUGCGUCCAUGCAGGCCUGCGCUAACGGAGAGCUGUAAGAGGAGUGUCCACUUUAAAGAGCAAAGACUCCUCCAUUGACUAACCCCACUAACAGUGCUGGUACGUUAAAUUUGCCUUACUAAGCAAAAAAAAGAAUGCACUAACUUUGAAAGCUUGCGUCUAGUCAGAAGGCGAAUGAAAGGAUGAGAAAAAUCCUGACAGAGUCCAUAAAUCACUGCAUUUACUCUGCAAUCUGUCAAGUCAUUUAGCAUCUUAGUAAAUACAAGCAAUUUUUCUCAAAUUCACUCCCUUCAAGCUGCUUUUUAACAUUUAUAUAAAGCAGAAACAUCAUUUAAAAAAAAACCUUACAUGCUGAGAGAAUACCCUUUCCUGCCAGGAAUGUGUUUACAUCCUUCAUAUCGCAUGGAAGAAAAGGAUUUUGUUCCUGAAUGGAAAGAAACCGGAACAUUUGAAACUCUGAACAGUUUAUUCAUUGUGUUGGAAUGAUGAAUCUGCUUUACAAACAAUGUUUGAACUUUUUUAGCUUGCGUUCAGUCAGGAGAUGGAUUAAAGGAUGAGGAAAAUCCUCAAAAUAAAUCCCUGCAUUUACUAAUCUGUCAAGUCAUAGCCUUUAAGCAUCUUCUUGCCUUGAAAUAAUUGUUAACAUCAAUAACAUGCUGAGAUGGUUGUCUCAUGACUUAAGUUUUUUACAUACUUCACAUUGCAUGGGGAGAAUGGUGUUUUGUUCCUAAAUGGAAAAAAACAGAAACUCUGAACAGACUCACUGUUGAAGAUUUAAUUUGAACCCCUAUGUUGGUUGUUACAACACCUUUCAACUUAAUGAAGCAUUUACAUGUGGCAUCUUGUUUCUUUCUCUCAAACAGCAAUGUUAGUUUGUGGCUUCAUGAAGAGUUUGUGCUUGAAUUUACCUGGUUGAAUAAAUGUCUAAAACCCAACAACUGUCACCGUACAGAAAUACUGGGGAAAUGGA